This is a messenger RNA of Sorex araneus (European shrew), 2972 nucleotides long. It is a transcript of the gene COPG2, whose product is annotated as COPI coat complex subunit gamma 2. The transcript is spliced from 24 exons. Lineage: Eukaryota; Metazoa; Chordata; Mammalia; Eulipotyphla; Soricidae. Gene Ontology annotation, cellular component: endoplasmic reticulum-Golgi intermediate compartment; COPI vesicle coat; endoplasmic reticulum. Bases 71 to 2686 code for a protein of 871 amino acids. Gene Ontology annotation, molecular function: structural molecule activity. The record is from RefSeq and is a predicted model, not a curated record. Gene Ontology annotation, biological process: protein secretion; intracellular protein transport; intra-Golgi vesicle-mediated transport.
UCUCUUCCGCUCGCCGGCUGCGGCGCCUGGGACGGUUGCGGUGGGUCUGGGCGCUGGGAAGUCAUCCAAGAUGAUUAAAAAAUUCGACAAGAAGGACGAGGAGUCUGGUAGUGGCUCCAAUCCCUUUCGGCAUCUGGAGAAGAGCGCUGUCUUGCAGGAGGCUCGUAUCUUCAAUGAAACACCCAUCAAUCCAAGAAGAUGUUUGCAUAUUCUUACAAAGAUUCUUUACUUACUGAACCAGGGUGAAUACUUUGGAACCAUGGAAGCCACAGAAGCCUUCUUUGCCAUGACGCGCUUGUUUCAGUCCAACGAUCAAAUCUUGAGAAGAAUGUGUUACCUUACCAUCAAAGAAAUGGCUAACAUCUCUGAGGACGUCAUCAUCGUCACAAGCAGCUUGACCAAGGACAUGACUGGGAAGGAAGACGUGUACCGAGGCCCGGCCAUCAGGGCUCUCUGCAGAAUCACUGACGGAACAAUGCUGCAAGCGAUCGAAAGGUACAUGAAGCAGGCCAUCGUGGACAAGGUCGCCAGCGUCUCCAGCUCGGCACUGGUCUCCUCCUUGCACAUGAUGAAGAUAAGCUAUGAUGUGGUUAAACGCUGGGUCAAUGAAGCCCAAGAAGCUGCUUCCAGUGAUAAUAUUAUGGUUCAGUAUCAUGCAUUGGGAGUCCUGUAUCACCUUAAACGGAACGAUCGCCUUGCUGUUUCUAAGAUGUUGAAUAAAUUUACUAAAUCCGGUCUCAAAUCACAGUUUGCUUAUUGCAUGCUGAUCCGAAUUGCCAGUCGCUUGCUAAAAGAAAAUGAAGAGGGCCAUGAAAGUCCACUCUUUGACUUUAUUGAGAGCUGCUUGCGAAAUAAGCACGAGAUGGUUAUUUAUGAAGCGGCUUCAGCCAUCAUCCAUCUUCCUAACUGUACCGCCCGCGAGCUGGCACCUGCUGUUUCCGUUCUUCAGCUUUUCUGCAGCUCUCCGAAGCCAGCUCUGAGAUACGCUGCCGUGAGGACCUUGAACAAGGUGGCAAUGAAGCACCCCUCUGCAGUGACUGCGUGCAAUCUGGACUUAGAAAACUUGAUCACAGACUCCAACAGGAGCAUUGCGACCUUGGCCAUCACCACACUCCUCAAAACGGGGAGCGAGAGCAGCGUGGACAGGCUCAUGAAGCAGAUCUCGUCUUUCGUGUCUGAAAUCUCGGACGAGUUCAAGGUGGUGGUUGUACAGGCCAUUCGAGCUCUCUGCCAGAAAUACCCGCGGAAACACAGCGUCCUGAUGACGUUCCUCUCCAACAUGCUGCGCGAUGACGGAGGCUUCGAGUACAAGCGUGCCAUCGUGGACUGCAUCAUCAGCAUCGUGGAGGAGAACCCCGAGAGUAAAGAAGCGGGGCUGGCCCACCUGUGCGAGUUCAUCGAGGACUGCGAGCACACGGUCCUGGCCACGAAGAUCCUGCACCUGCUGGGCAAGGAGGGGCCGCGCACGCCCGCGCCCUCCAAGUACAUCCGCUUCAUCUUCAACAGGGUCGUCCUGGAGAACGAGGCUGUGCGCGCGGCUGCCGUGAGUGCGUUGGCUAAGUUUGGGGCUCAGAAUGAGAGUCUUCUCCCAAGCAUCCUUGUACUCUUACAGAGGUGCAUGAUGGACACUGACGACGAGGUCCGGGACAGAGCGACCUUCUACCUGAACGUGCUGCAGCAGAGGCAGACGGCGCUGAAUGCUGCCUACAUCUUCAAUGGCCUGACGGUCUCUGUGCCAGGGAUGGAAAAAGCAUUACACCAGUACACACUGGAGCCUUCAGAAAAGCCCUUUGACAUGAAGGCGAUUCCUCUUGCUAUGACUCCUGUCUUUGAACAGAAAACUGAAAUCACACUGGUAACUCCUAAGCCCGAGAAGUUGGCACCUUCUAGGCAAGACAUUUUUCGAGAGCAACUGGCCGCUAUCCCUGAGUUUACAACUCUUGGACCCUUGUUCAAGUCCUCCGAGCCCGUUCAGCUCACAGAGGCAGAGACGGAGUAUUCUGUGCGUUGUGUCAAGCACAUGUUCACGAAUCACAUUGUGUUCCAGUUCGACUGCACCAACACGCUCAACGACCAGCUCCUGGAGAGAGUGACGGUGCAGGUGGAGCCCUCGGAGCCCUACGAGGUGCUGUGCUACGUGCCCGCCCCCAGCCUCGCUUACAACCAGCCAGGAAUCUGCUACACGCUGCUCCGUCUGCCCGAAGAUGACUCUGCCGCAGUGGCAGCCACCUUCAGCUGCACCAUGAAGUUCGCCGUCCGGGACUGCGACCCCGACACUGGGGUCCCCGCUGAGGAUGGCUAUGAGGACGAGUACGUGCUGGAAGAUCUGGAAGUGACCGUGUCCGACCACAUUCAGAAGGUUCUGAAGCCUAACUUUGCUGCCGCCUGGGAGGAAGUGGGUGACGCCUUUGAGAAAGAGGAGACGUUUGCCCUCAGUUCUACCAAAACUCUCGAAGAAGCCGUCAACAACAUCAUCAGCUUUCUAGGCAUGCAGCCCUGUGAGAGGUCGGACAAAGUACCCGAGAACAAGAACUCCCACUCCCUCUACCUGGCAGGUGUGUACAGAGGAGGCUCUGACUUACUGGUGAGGUCCCGACUGGCCUUAGCAGAUGGCGUGACCAUGCAGGUGGCUGUCAGAAGCCAAGAGGGGACACCGGUAGAUGUCAUCUUGGCUUCUGUGGGGUAGCUUUCAGCUGGGCAAGAUGGAGCUGGCGUGCACACCCCUGUCAGGGGGCUUUUAGGCUAGUGCAUGACCUUCCCAGAAUCAUACUUCAAAACCGGAAUGACUUUGGAGAAGCAAAUUAAAUUUGGGGCCCUGAGCCAGCAGAUCAAGCGAAUCUCUGUUCGUGUACAUGUCUGUCUGUUUUCUCCUUUUUCUUUUAAUUACCCUCAGUCAGCUUUGGUAUUAAAGUGCGGCUUUGGGUGAUCUUGAAAAUCAAAUACUAGCCUAUACCCCAGCUGCUUAACUCCGU